This is a messenger RNA of Peronospora matthiolae, 1269 nucleotides long. NCBI's taxonomy places the organism in Eukaryota, Oomycota, Peronosporomycetes, Peronosporales, Peronosporaceae. The record is from the annotation of a GenBank genome assembly.
AUGCCCACCACCACUGGUUCCAAUGUGGUGCCUGCUCCUGCACCGAUAAGUCGGGCUGCGGGUACGUGGCUGGUCCACCAGCACUGGGCAGCCGAUGCGCCCCCUUCUCUACUUCAAUGUCGAGGGGGGGGCGCGGGCUCGGCCUCCCCGAUCUUCCAAAUUUUUGGGGGUGUCCAGGCGGGUCAUGCCCCUUCCAAAGUCGAUGGUGCGUCUAUGGACUCAGCUCGCUCUAGUCCACCGCCACCAAAGGGCUUCGCCGCUCUAUUUCGCGAUGGGUCCAAUCCGAAGAAGAAAGACAAUCCGGCCUCUCCGGGGCUUUUUGACAUCGCCAAGCCGUCCAGUCGUGACCUGAUGGCGAUGAUUCAGCUCUAUGAUGACGGGGAUGAUCGUGAUGUAAUCUUGCGCAAGCUCCGCGCCUUGAGUCCGGGAGUAGCGGAAGUGUUUCCGUACUCGGUGGAAUUGGACAUGGGGACACUAUUUUUAAAGGUAGGAACUUUCAAGUUAAUUGCUUCCUUUCUCAGUGACCAUGGUAAUGUUAAGGUCGAGGAGUUGCUUAGCAGCGGUCAGCUCAAUGUGCUUGAGCGCUCCUCAAACGGUGCAAUUUCGAUCGGGGCCAAGUCGCUGGUUGUUAAGCGGGCUUUGGCAGGAGAGAAGUUCGCAACCUUGGCCAUCAGGUUUGCCCUCAAGGCUACAAGUGUCCUUGACACUUGCCACUACGUCGACGCUUUCGGCGUUUCUGGGUCAAUGAAGCCGGAGCUUUUCUUUGAUCUCCUUCAUUCUCUAGGGGCUUUACCUCUUCAUUGUGCUCGGCUGGGUUUGGUUAAGGUACUGCGAUUUAGGGAGGGCCAGGUCCGGAUUUACCUCCGAUCUGGUUCGCGGUCUCUUUGUCCCGAGGUUGACGGUGUGGAGGUGGGCCAGUUCAUACUCUGUGGGUCGGUACAUCCCGUGCGCCAUCGUGAUACCCCGAGUAUUCGACCUCAGGCACCCUAUCAUCGCCGUUCCCGAUGCUCCCUGGACCUAACUCCCCUGGCUUCAAAAGCUGCACCAUAUAACAAUCGGUCUGUCGGGAAUUUUCUCUGUACAGUAAUUGGUUGUGGUUCUUCUGGUGGUUCUGGUGAUGAAUCGAUGGCUGACUUCGGGAGGUGGUCUCAAGACAUACCCUUGCUAAAGUCUCGACUAGGGCCGGUUGGAGCAUUGUCUCUAGGGACGGUGCUCUAUACGUCUUCUGUCGCGAAUUCCGCCGAAUCAUCCUUUGCCGCACCUGCUUAA